Messenger RNA from Saccoglossus kowalevskii, 1134 nucleotides. RefSeq names its product protein SCAI-like. Gene Ontology annotation, molecular function: transcription corepressor activity. Gene Ontology annotation, biological process: DNA-templated transcription. The record is from RefSeq and is a predicted model, not a curated record. NCBI's taxonomy places the organism in Eukaryota, Metazoa, Hemichordata, Enteropneusta, Harrimaniidae.
AUGGCAGAUCAUGAGCAUUUUGCCGAAGAGGAACGGAAAGUCGUACAGGAAUUCUGCUAUUUGUUAGAGAAGUCCAAGCAGUUGUUUAAUGGAUUAAGGGAUUUACCUCAGUAUGGACAUAAACAAUGGCAGUCUUACUUCGGGAGAACAUUUGAUGUUUAUACAAAAUUAUGGAAAUUCCAGCAACAAAACAGGCGCCGUUUGUAUCGGCAUGAAACCUCUUACAUGGACUCUGUAAAUGUUAAUAAUUGCUAUACUCGUGGGGAUAAGUUUUUUGUUCAAGAAAAUGGUGACAGAACAGGAAAGCGAGAAAACCCACAUAAAUAUUUAUUAUAUAAACCCACAUUUGGUCAGCUUUUUACCUUCCUUUCAGCAGGAUUCAAGGAGUUACCUCCCAAUGCUGCUCUUCUUAUAUAUCUCUCAGCGGACGGCUCAUCAGGAUCAGAAAGACCAGAGGAUGAAGGAGCGUAUGACUAUGGUGGUGUAGUCACUAAUAACAGACGUGAACCAGGUGAACCAUUACAAAUGAAAAGGUCUCACUUACUUAAAGAAAUGCAUUGUUUACAUCCAGGAGACUUGUACCCAUUUUCAAGAAAACCUUUGUUCUUAGUAGUGGAUAGUACUAAUAGCGUUGUUUUUAAGAAUGUUCCAAAUCUGUUUGGUCAGCCAUUAGUGUGUCUGAUGUCACCAACUCAACUGCCAAAGAACUUACAAGAUCAAAACACAAAAGGCAAUUUAUUUACCCUGUUCAUGUACUCCCCUCUCACUGCAUUUUGUCAUGUGUGUGACAUUGGCGAUAUUCCAGUUGCAUUGUGGGAGAAAUGCCAAAAGCAUGUGACUAUGGUAACCCAAGAGACUGCUACACUCAUUUCAAAAUCAAGGAGUUUAGAUCAUACGUAUAUGCAAUUCUAUGGUGAUGAAUUCCUUCGUCUUCUCAUGCUCAGAUUUGUUUUCUGUUAUGUAACACUCAAAUACCACAGAGGAUUUAAAGAUGAUACAUAUUACCCACAAUCCCAUCCAGAGAUGAAAGGAUGUGACAUCCUGGAAAAUGUCAACUUACACAAAUGGAUCCUGGAGCUAGCUUCAAUUCUGGACGUGAGGGCGCUGUUCUUGGAAGUAUCAGAACUCGAAUAA